Molecule: messenger RNA, 548 nt
Organism: Dufourea novaeangliae
Lineage: Eukaryota; Metazoa; Arthropoda; Insecta; Hymenoptera; Halictidae
Gene: Nedd8
Product: NEDD8
Exons: 4
Coding region: 106-339 (77 amino acids)
Biological process (GO): modification-dependent protein catabolic process; protein neddylation; regulation of proteolysis
Cellular component (GO): cytoplasm; nucleus
Molecular function (GO): ubiquitin protein ligase binding; protein tag activity
Source: RefSeq, a predicted model, not a curated record
AGCAGUCGAAGUGGUCAAAGAACAGUGUAGUUGUAUGUACUUUUGUGUCAAUUUUUAAUUAGUAAUCUUGUAGGACUCGCUCAAUUACUUUGUAACACUUACAAAAUGUUGAUUAAAGUGAAGACUCUCACGGGAAAGGAGAUUGAAAUAGAUAUAGAGCCUACGGAUAAAGUGGAAAGGAUCAAGGAAAGGGUAGAGGAGAAGGAAGGCAUACCGCCACAACAACAACGAUUAAUAUUUUCUGGAAAGCAAAUGAGCGAUGAAAAAACGGCGCAAGAUUAUAAAGUUCAAGGUGGAUCGGUGUUGCAUUUGGUACUCGCAUUAAGGGGAGGCUUAUAAUAAACGACAUUCCUCGAUUUAAAAACGUGUGGGCGUGGAUAUUAAGAAAUGGUACAAGAUCAGCCACGAAAAUAUUCAGCUAUUUUCCAACGUUACAUACGCGCUGUGCUUGCAAGGACUCGCGAUCGUCUUUGUUUCUCAAUGUGAUUGAUGAACGGUUACAUCUAGACUUGAAAUAAAUAUUUAAUAAAAUAAUAAUUUAUCCGUAA